AUGGCGACGCCUGGCGGAGGGCCUCCUCCACCGCCUGCAGGCCCGCCGACACAAAAAGUGAGCGACGUCAUAACGAGCUUCCGGCCUCAAAGACGCUUCAAGUCUGGCGGUCACGGCACGUCCAUUACCUCGCUCGACUUUGACGACUCGGGCGAACUCGCCAUUGUAGCCCGCGACGACGACACACUGCAAAUCUACAACUGCAAAGAAGGCAAACAUGCAAAAGAGCUCAAGAGCCAAAAAUACGGCGUCCACCUUGCGCGCUUCAGCCACCACGCCCAGAGCAUCAUCUACGCUAGCACAAAGGUCGACGAUACCAUCCGCUUCCUCUCCACCCACGAUAACUCGUACAUACGCUAUUUCAAGGGCCACACCGACACCGUUACGUCGAUUGCGCUAUGUCCGUCCAAAGACGACUUCAUCAGCUGCUCGCGGGACAACACGGUGCGGCUCUGGAACCUACAGUCGCCAAACUACGUUGGCUUGCUCAAUCUGCACGCGCCUUAUCUCGCUGCCUACGACCCAUCAGCGACCGUCAUUGCCAUUGCUUCGCCGCCGACGCAAUCUAUCCUCCUCUAUGACAUGCGAAACUACGACAAGCCGCCAUUCGCCACGUUUGACCUGCUAGAGUACGAGCAGCGCUUUAUGGGGGGACAAAAGGUGGAUUGGACAAAGAUGGAGUUCAGCAAUGACGGCAAGAGUCUAGUCGUAGCCACCAAUGGCAGUGGCCACUUCGUCCUCGAUGCCUUCUCCGGCGAUAUCUCGCAUUUUUGUUACCGCAAAGCUGGAUCCUCGGGGCGCCUACCACCCGCGUCGUCCGUCACCAAUGUCAGUGGCGCUGCACGCAACGGGGACACGCCUGCAAACGGCCAGGGCGAUGUGUGCCUCACUCCAGACGGUCAGUUUUUGAUUGGAGGUAGCGGAGAAGACGGCCUGCUGGUAUGGGAUAUAUCCAAGCCUCCUGCGCCCAAUAACAUCUUAGAGCCAAUGGAGAAGCUUCCGGGUCAAGGCAAGGGUGCUGUUGUCGGGUAUAACCCUAGGACGAACCUGCUCGCGAGUGCAGAUAAAGAUUUGUAUCUCUGGCAGCCGGACGCCGAUUUGAUGAUUUGA
Messenger RNA from Bipolaris oryzae ATCC 44560, 1110 nucleotides. RefSeq lists its product as uncharacterized. Gene Ontology annotation, molecular function: chromatin binding; protein binding. The transcript is spliced from 2 exons. The record is from RefSeq and is a predicted model, not a curated record. Gene Ontology annotation, cellular component: Set1C/COMPASS complex. Lineage: Eukaryota; Fungi; Ascomycota; Dothideomycetes; Pleosporales; Pleosporaceae. Bases 1 to 1110 code for a protein of 369 amino acids.